This is a messenger RNA of Eurypyga helias (sunbittern), 312 nucleotides long. RefSeq names its product protein lin-28 homolog A-like. Gene Ontology annotation, molecular function: nucleic acid binding. The annotation marks the transcript as partial. The record is from RefSeq and is a predicted model, not a curated record. The transcript is spliced from 3 exons. NCBI's taxonomy places the organism in Eukaryota, Metazoa, Chordata, Aves, Eurypygiformes, Eurypygidae.
AGCAAGCUCCACAUGGAGGGUUUCCGCAGCCUGAAGGAGGGCGAAGCUGUUGAAUUCACCUUCAAGAAGUCAUCCAAAGGUUUGGAGUCCAUCCGGGUGACCGGCCCGGGGGGAGUCUUCUGCAUCGGCAGCGAGAGGAGACCCAAGGGCAAGAGCCUCCAGAAACGCAGAUCAAAAGGAGACCGGAAAUGGCCGGACGUCCUGGCAGUGUCCCCCGCACAGCAGUCCCCCAGCUCCCAGGGAAAACCUGCCUACUUCCGAGAGGAGGAGGACAUGCACGGCUCGGCCCUCCCUCCCGAAACCCGGGAAUGA